This is a messenger RNA of Aspergillus affinis, 1428 nucleotides long. RefSeq lists its product as uncharacterized. The transcript has 5 exons. Lineage: Eukaryota; Fungi; Ascomycota; Eurotiomycetes; Eurotiales; Aspergillaceae. Bases 1 to 1428 code for a protein of 475 amino acids. The record is from RefSeq and is a predicted model, not a curated record.
AUGACCCCCACACGAUCAACCCCCUCCAGUGACGCCCAAAUGAGUGAAGGAACUCGAGCGACCAAAAACCUCACUCGAAAAUGCGAUAAUCCAAAUUUAGCCCCAUCCCAAUGGGCCGUGAACGUGGCCAAUCUUGCAUUACACACGGACCUAACCGGCCUAGCCACGGCAAAACCGUUGAAUAUUCUCACCACCGACGUUUUGAAAUACGUACGAACGAGGCCCACGCUCAUUUGGGAGCUUAGUGAUGUGAUGCAAAGGGUUUGGAGGGGCGCCAUUUGUCCGGAUUACCUGCUUCAACUGGGGGAAUUGCACAAAGGGAAAAGCAGAGAUGAACUUUUCCGAGGCCAGCUGGUAACCAAUCAGCCUGAUGAGAACAUGAUGCUACAAUAUCUCCAAGCGCAGGCGCUACAUCAAGCAUUUCCACCGGAUAGCAAAAGGCGCGCGAAUAUCAUGUUUAAGAUCAUGCACAAGAUGUGCGAACAACACGACAGUAUCAUACCCUUUGAUAUUAACAAUUUUCGAGUCCACGAACUAUACAAACCUCGCCUAGUGGACAAGAAACCUAUCAACCGAGUGGCGGAUUUUGUGUUUAUCAGCCGGCUAGAGAGCACAAACGACAAGACAAUGGUUGGAGUGUACAAACAAAUGACUCAUUCACGGCUCCCAUUCAACCCUGUUCAUAGCAAAUUCCUCGCUUUUUCUCCCAUGUGCGGCGGAGUUGUAAUCCGCGAAGGCGAGGGAGAUAUCAUCCAGGCCGAAGCUUCCUUGCACAUGAACGCCUGGCACGCAGCAACAAUUCUCCACAUGAAACGUUUAUGUCGAUAUAUCCGAUUGGAUUACGACCAACAUCCCGCACCGGCAAGUAUAGGGCUCAAGAUCGUCAACGACACAUGGACGAUUUCCGUGGGCUAUUCAAUGCUCGUGGACGACGAAGAGAAACUGUGCGUUGAGGACAUUGCUGUAAUCCCGGUGUUGCCGGGUAACGUCGCGGGCAUAUACCAGGCCCUUCGCAUGAUGAAUGCGAUACUCGAGUAUUUCAAACUAUUCCACUUGCCCUGGAUUACCAAAAUUGUGAUCCCGACUGCCAUCAAGACAUUCUCGAACCACGGCGUCGGUCUCGUCCCGCGGACCUAUUUGGUCAGUUUGGACGAACGAGACCGCCAGGCCCGGUCGUCCUCUAUCUCUUCUGGGUUGUGGUCGAUGGUGAAGAUACAGUCCCGUGGGGAGGAGACCUCGGCAGAGCAGCAGAAUACACGGAUGAGGUAUGGCCCGCCGUUAUUUGCCCUAAGUUGGCCUCGAAGAGGCGCGGUGCGAGGGGACAUCUAUGCUGAGGACAGUCAUGGGUUGAUGCUGGUGUCAGAGUACGAUGUUCUGGGCUGCGGGUCAGGGUUCGCGAGCACAUUCCACUAUCUCGAGUCUUGGUGA